This is a messenger RNA of Trachemys scripta elegans, 2998 nucleotides long. RefSeq names its product prolyl-tRNA synthetase 2, mitochondrial (gene PARS2). Gene Ontology annotation, molecular function: ATP binding; proline-tRNA ligase activity. The transcript has 2 exons. The coding region runs from base 79 to 1506 and encodes 475 amino acids. The record is from RefSeq and is a predicted model, not a curated record. Lineage: Eukaryota; Metazoa; Chordata; Testudines; Emydidae. Gene Ontology annotation, cellular component: cytoplasm; mitochondrion. Gene Ontology annotation, biological process: prolyl-tRNA aminoacylation.
GGCGCAUGCGCCCAUCGCAUGGCCCUUGGCGGGCCCUUCAGGCGCGGCGGAGGGCCGGGGUUUGACUGAGGUUCCUCCAUGGCUCCUGGGAUGGAAUGGCUGCUAAGACGAUGGAAGGAAUUGCUUCCUGGUCUGACAACCCGUGCCCUCCAGAGGCAGUAUCGCUAUAGAUGUCACCAUGGCCCCCCUCACAGAGCAAAGCGUCUGGUGCUGUCCCAGCUCUUUCAGCCUCUGAAUCUUCGAGAGGUUGGGCUGGAGAGCAAACCUGACGAUCUGACAUGUAAGAGUCAGAGGCUGAUGAUACAAGCAGGGUUAAUCUACCCCUCUAGCCCCGGCUGCUACUACUACAUGCCUUACACUGUUCGAGCAAUGGAGAAGCUUGUCAAGGUGAUAGACCAAGAAAUGCAGGCUAUCGGGGGGCAGAAGCUAAAUAUGCCCAGUUUAAGUUCUGCAGAGCUCUGGAGAACCAGUGGGCGGUGGGAUUUAAUGGGCAAAGAGCUCUUCCGACUUGCAGACAGACACAGCAAAGAGUACUGUCUGGGGCCAACUCACGAAGAGACCAUCGCAGACCUGGUUGCCUCCCAAGCGAACUUGUCUUACAAGCAGCUGCCGCUCCUGCUAUAUCAGAUAACACGGAAGUUUCGAGAUGAGCCCAAGCCCCGUUUUGGCUUGCUGCGCAGCAGGGAAUUCUACAUGAAGGACAUGUACACAUUUGACACUUGUGAGGAAGCUGCUCGCCAGACCUACAGCCUGGUGUGUGAGGCCUACUGCAACGUGUUUAACAGCUUGGGGUUCCGCUUUGUCAAAGUGCAGGCAGAUACGGGCAGCAUUGGGGGGAGCAUGUCCCACGAAUUCCAGCUCCCUGCAGGCAUUGGAGAGGACAGGCUGAUGAUCUGCUCCAACUGUAGUUUUUCAGCCAACGUGGAAACAAUAAAUCCUGACCAGACAGACUGCCCAGUUUGCAAAGGAAAACUGUCUGAGAGCAAAGGGAUUGAAGUUGGGCAUACGUUUUAUCUGGGCACCAAGUACUCUUCUGUUUUUAAUGUCAACUUCCACACUGCCCAAAACAAACCUGUCCUAGCAGAAAUGGGUUGCUAUGGCUUGGGCAUAACUCGGAUUCUGGCUGCUUCUGUCGAGGUGCUUUCAACAGAAGACAGCAUCCGUUGGCCAACCCUCAUUGCACCUUACCAGGUCUGCUUCAUUCCCCCUAAGAAAGGCAGCAGGGAAGAGAUGGGUGCGGUGCUAAUGGAUAAUUUAUAUGACAGUAUUGUCGAAGCCGUGCCUCAGAUUAAAGGGGAAGCUGUGCUGGAUGACAGGACUCAUUUGACCAUUGGUAAAAGAUUAAAAGAUGCUAACAGACUUGGUUACCCGUAUGUUAUAAUAGCUGGGAAGAAAGUUUUUGAUAAUCCCCCCGAGUUUGAAGUUUGGAAUCAAAACAGUGGCGAGAUCAUGUUCCUUACUAAAGAAGGUGUAAUUGAAUUGCUAAGUAAAGUGCAAGUUCCCUGACCUUCCAGUCUUUGGUCUGUGAUCCUUGAUGUUUUACCCAUAUCUAAAUGUAUCUAGUUCCCUCUUUAAGGAUUAUAGUUACAGGUGAAAGAUUACUCUUGUUUGAGUGGAAACUACACAUGACUUCCCGUGUUGCUAGGAACUGAGGCUUGUUUCUAUUAAUGGCACAUAUUUGGCUUGAAAUCUAAUUGAUUUCAAAAGAUGAGUUUAAAAGUACUUUCAGAUCCUUCACUUGUGUCUGAGUCUCCCUGCUAACUUCUGUGGCUUCACAGUCAUGUUUCCCUGUUCUUUUUAUGUUUUUUCUCACCCUUAUUGCUGUGUAAAGGAUCCACACAAACAGAGGGGAAAACCAACCAUGGCUUUGAUCCUGUCAAGACUUACAUAUGCUUACUUGUAUUCACAGAAGUAGUGCCAUGCGUGAGUAAAAAUGCAGGUUCAGGCCCUAGUGGUCUGUACAAGGGCAACAGUGAAACUGACUAGACACAGAUUUGUCAAAUGUACAAAGGGGAGAGGAUGAGAUUCUUCACUGAUCUCUUUCAGAUGUUGCAUUCUCACAUCUUGUUUAAUGGUAAUAGGUUUUAAAAACAAAACUUGAGACAGAUGUUUGUCCUAGUUUUAGUUAACUGUCUUCUCCCUUUAAUUUGAGUCCAAAUGCUAACUCUGAAGGUUAAUAGGAAUACAGAUUUAAUUAAGUUUUACAGAUACCUAACCCAGAAAAAUAGUGUUCAAAGUGCAUUAGAAAUGUUAAUCUGAAUUAAUUAAAUUAAGAAUAUCAUCAGUCACUACGACCCAGUCCUGCACUCAGAUUCAGGUGGGAGGACUCUGGCACUAGCAUAUAGUCUCAUACCCUAGUGUUAGGGUGCCUAGGUGUAGGGAUCCCCAACCUAGAGUUAGAGUUCCUAUGUGUAGGCCACUUGGAGUUUGUGUUAGGUUUCCUAUGGGUAGGGCUCCAGUCCCUCUGGUUAGAGUUCAUAUAGGUAGGGCUCCCCAUCCUAGGGUUAGUGUUUGUAUGGUUAGGCCUCUUGGAGUUAGGGUUCUUAUGGGUAGGUCACUUGGAUUUAGGGUUCCUAUGAGUAGGCCACAUUGAGUGAGGGUUAGGGUUCCUAUAGGUGGGGCUCCCCGUCCCAGGGUUAGGGUUCCUACAUGUAAGGAUCCCCACCUAGGGUUAGGGUUCCUAUCGGUUAGCCACUUGGAGUCUGCGUUAGGGUUUUUAUGGGUAGAGCUCCCCACCCUAGGGUUAGGGUUCCUAUGCAUAGGGCUCCCUGUCCUAGGGUUAGGGUUCCUAUGGGUUGGGAUCCCCAUCCUAAGUUUAGGGUUCCAAAGGGUAGAUCACUUGUAGUUAGCGAUAGGGUUAUGGGCAGUGUGUGUAGAGCCCCCCUUCAGGGACGCUAACCCUUGGCUACACCCCUUUCUAUUGCGUCCCCUCUCUGUAGCUGGAGCCCUGAGACCCCCUGCCCCAUCCUCGGUCAGAGGAGUCCCAGGAUGGCCGGCG